This is a messenger RNA of Podospora anserina S mat+, 606 nucleotides long. RefSeq lists its product as uncharacterized. The record is from RefSeq and is a predicted model, not a curated record. Gene Ontology annotation, biological process: Rho protein signal transduction. Gene Ontology annotation, molecular function: Rho GDP-dissociation inhibitor activity; protein binding. The transcript has 4 exons. Gene Ontology annotation, cellular component: cytoplasm; cytosol; membrane. NCBI's taxonomy places the organism in Eukaryota, Fungi, Ascomycota, Sordariomycetes, Sordariales, Podosporaceae. The coding region runs from base 1 to 606 and encodes 201 amino acids.
AUGUCUGGCCACGAAGAGGAUCUCCUGCCCGAGAACAACUCGGGCUACAAGCUCUCCCAGCCUAAGCAGAGCUUGGCUGAGUACCAAAAGAUGGACGAGGGCGAUGAGUCUCUCCAGCGCUACAAGGCUUCUCUUGGUCUGACUGGCGGAAACGACCUCUCCGACCCCAACGACCCUCGUGUCUGCAUCAUUCAGUCUCUUACCAUGGAGUCUCCUGGUCGUCCCCCGGUUGUCAUCGACCUCUCGGCCCCCGGCAGUGUUGACAGCCUCAAGAAGACACCAUUCAAGAUCAAGGAGGGCGUCACCUUCACCAUGAGCGCCCAGUUCAAGGUUCAGCAUGAGAUCCUCAGCGGUCUCCAUUACGUUCAGGUUAUCAAGCGCAAAAAUAUUACGAUCCCUGGUGUUGGCAAGUCUGACGAAAUGAUUGGCUCUUAUGCUCCCAACACCGACAAGCAGCCCUUCUACACAAAGAAGUUCCAAGAAGAGACGGCCCCAAGCGGCAUGCUCGUCAGAGGCACAUACCAUGUUGCCUCUAGCUUUGUUGACGACGACAAGAAGACCCAUCUCAAGUUCGAUUGGGCCUUUGAGAUUGCUAAGGACUGGUAA